Molecule: messenger RNA, 645 nt
Organism: Baudoinia panamericana UAMH 10762
Lineage: Eukaryota; Fungi; Ascomycota; Dothideomycetes; Mycosphaerellales; Teratosphaeriaceae
Exons: 1
Coding region: 1-645 (214 amino acids)
Biological process (GO): acetoin biosynthetic process
Molecular function (GO): acetolactate decarboxylase activity
Source: RefSeq, a predicted model, not a curated record
AUGGCACCCUCAUCAAUUCCGAACGACAUCUACCAGUACUCGCUGCGCUCGGCCUACAACGCCGGUCUGAAGGAAGGAGGCCCGCCGGUAGCCUUCCUCACAAACCACGGCACUCACGGUGUUGGCAUCUUCGAAGCGGAAGAGGACGAUGACGGCAACGAGCAAUCACCCAAUGAUAUGAUCCAGGUCGAUAGCGUCGCGUAUGUCAUUGACAGUAACGGGACUGCCACAAAAGCGGACAAGAAUGACCAGAUGCCUUUUACUAUGGUCACCGUCUUCCAGCCUGUUCAACGUGUCAAGCCGCCGUCAGGUACGACGUUAAAGCGUGUGAAGGAGCUGUUUGAAGGUCGUUCGAAGAACACACCGCUGUCAUUCAGGGUGCAAGGGUCCUUCAAGUAUAUCAACACGCAGCAGCAGACAUAUUGGGAUGUCAAGGGGACCAUCUUUGGCUUCGGCAUUCCGGCCUGGCAGAAAGAAGUCAGCGGUGAUGGCUUGGUGAGCUGCUUCUUGAGCGAUGACAAGAAGAAGGGUGGCAGAGUCGUUGACUUCGAGACGGGUGACGGUGCGAUGGUCGACUUUAGCAAGUGCGGCCGCUUCCAUCUCGGCUUUCCGCAGGACGAAGAGUAUGAGCAGUUACGCCUGUAA